CGGAAGUAGUACGUUGAGCGUACGACGGACAGCAUGCACAUGGAAAUGUCUCCUACCGGCGUGCUGGAAUUACCUAAUGAGUGUAUAAUAUCCAGUUUGGAAUUUCUCCACAUUCGAUCCGGUUUCGAGCGCGUUCAGGCGGUGAGCCAGGUGUCACGGUUAUGUCAAGUUUAUGGCAGCAGGACUCGACAAAGAACGGAAACCUCAGUGGCAUGAGAAUGAACGGCGAAGACACUGGUAUAGGGGCUCCGACCCCAGCGUUGGCGGGGUAUUUGGGAAAAGUCAGUUAUGCUCAGUUCUCUCCCUCUGUCACUCGUGCAAAGCUCCGCUCAAAUUUAGUUUGUAUUGUAUGGAAAUUGAAUCGAAUUGAUCCCCCACCUCAAACGAGAAAAAACACACGGAAAUCUGUGUAAAAGGCGAAAGAAUAGUCAUAAAAGCACUUCAGUUGUGUACUGUACACUGAUUGUUUAUAGUUGUGUAAUGGGUCUUGUAUUUUCUGUGUUGAGUAAUUGUGAUUUCUCAUAUAUUGUUGUUUGUUUACAGUGUGAAGACAGAAAUGCCUCACCAGGGAACUGUCCUUGGUGUUUGGCAAAAGGUCAGAAAAAUGCCCUCUGCUUUUAUGCUGUCAACCUGGAGGAGACUGUUAUGCUAUGUACAAAUCCAGUGUGCCUUUACCCAUUGGUUAGUAGAUCUCUGGAAGAUGUGCGUGCUAGCUUGUCUAAAGAUGGAUGUAAGAGGAACAUUUCUUCCCUAUCCGAUGUGGAUGAAGCAUCCUCCCCUUCAAAGCGAUCAAGAGAGGAGAAACUAGGCAUUUUGUCUGUUGUGCCUGAGCCAUGUUGUGCUGAUGUCAAUGAUGGCACUCUUCCAGAUGACACUGUCGAGACGCAAAUGUUUACUGAUGAACAAUCAAUGCUUGGAAAGACUGACUCUAUUAAUGGCACUGAGGAACAACAUCCUGAAGAUCUACCUGCUGCUGUCGCCCAUGAAGAUUUAGAUUUGUGUGACAAGAAGGAUGAUUGUGUAUCUAGUACUCAAGAUGAGGUCGAGGAGAUCGUUGGAAUGGAUGUAGAUGUGGAAUCAUCAGAGCUGGUUCCUGUGCAACCUCAUCUCUUCUGGAAAAAUGAGGACAACCUGUGUUGGUUGGAUUCGUUAUUGGCGAUGCUCGUGAACUGCCGGACCAUCAGAGAGACUCCGUGUCAGAAUGUAAAGCUGACUGACAAGUUGACAUCAGUGCCUUCCAGCAGCUCUGCUGUCUGGAACCUUUGCUCCACAUAUGAUAAGACCUGCUCCUAUCUGAAAUCCAAGGAGCAACAGUGUGAAGAUGAGGACACCAGAGUGCCCGCCGAUGUCCUGUGUGAGGCAGAGCGGCAGCUGUCUGCGCUCCGUCUGUCACUCUUCAAACUCCUUCAGCCUACACUCAAGUGUGAAAUUGGUCAGCAGGAAACACCCGUGUUUGCUCUCCCUCUUCUUCUGCGUUCAGACAAGUGGGCUCAAGAGCUUUUCCAGCACACUGUCCGUUGGGAAUUUAAGUGCACUUCUUGUAGUUAUACUUUAAAUAACAGUGUUGAGAAGACUCUUACAACAUUCACUCAGAUUCUGAAUGACUGGCACCCACUAAAAGCCAUCCACCGCACUCAGUGCAGUAACUGCAACCGUAAAAACCAGAGGAGGAAAAUGGUGCUUGAAAAGCUGUCCUCUGUGUUUGCACUGCACUUUGUGGAGGGCUUGUCCAGGAAAGACCUCUCUAAAUACUCGUUUGAGUUCCAGGGCGCACACUACAAUGUUAGCACUGUUAUCCAGUACAAUAAGCAUCUAAUGCACUUUGCCACUUGGAUCCGCCAGAGCAAUGGGUCAUGGCUGGAACUGGAUGAUUUGAAAUACCCUCACAGCAUCAUCCACAAGAGGUUUUCAUUUCCUGCCAAUGAAUUUCAUGUUGUUUUCUGGGAAUCAGACUCCACUAAAGAUGAAGCUUCAGAGGUUUGCUCACCGACAGCUCCCUCGGCACUUACGAAUGUCGAUGAUAAACACACGCACGAACUGUCAGACUCUGUGGCCGAUGACACGUGUGUCCUCGGCGUGCUCACCGUGGGAGACUCGACUGCCGCCGGCGCUCUGGAUACAUCCAUAGGCAGCACCACAUUACUGGACACCUUUGAGGGUCUGUCACAUACAGACAUUGUGACCCUCACUCUGGUUGAUGAGAACAAAGCCACUGAGGAUCUUCAGAUUCCCCAGAGCCCAGCCGUCGUGCCGGCCGCUCUCCUCACUCUUCCUGUAGCAUCUAGUUCAUCUUGUAUCUCUAAGUCCAUUUGUCAACCUUCAAAACCCCAAAGCUCUGGUUUGAAGGAAUGCUCUUCGGUUUCUAAUCCAGUUGAGCUGAGAACGUCAGUGGCUACACCAGUACAUGCACCUCCACCGCUUGCGUCCUCAUUACUUCAGUGCCAUCCUUCCUUCCAGUCGACACCAAUAAGACUUCCUCCUCCCGCUCCGAAACCAAAACCCGUUCUGAAAUGUGACAACGAAGCUCUGCUAGCAAAGCCAGCUGACAUGUUCGGUGGCUUCUUAUUAAACAAGAAACUGCUAAAUUCAAGUGGCGGGAAUUCUGCGGUAGCGCCUCAGCACAAACCAGUCACCCUUCCUGGUGGCAUAUGUGGUGCAUCUAUUAAGAAAUAUCCCAGCCUUUCGGCAGACCAGCAGCCCAUUAGCACUACAGAAGCCCUCAGGCUGAAGCUACUGAAAAAACUUAAGGCUAAGAAGAAGAAACUGGCCAAACUAAACCAGCUUUUGAGAAGUGCAGGAGAAUCUGCACCAAAACCGGACAGCACAGCCCUCUCGUCGCCUUACUCGGUCACCUCGAGUACGUCAGUGUACGACAGCCCGGCGUAUGACCAGUUCUUCGCUGAGCUUUUGUCUCCUGCGACGACCGUCCGUAACCUCUCACCUGACAGCACGGGGCUCCUUGAGAUGUUGAACAAUGGCCAGAAUGCGGAGACGACACAGCAAAUUCCUUCUGUAGCAACUGUGGUUCCAGAAGCAGCUUUAACCUACCCUUCUUCUACUAAUGACUCCGGAUUGAAUCUUGAUGAAUACAUGCAAUCAGGGAUGGGCCAGACUGCAAUUGACAACACCGAUUUUAAUGGCUUGGAUAUAUUUUUCUGAUCAAGAAAAGCUUUUAGAUUUUACAAACCGUGAGUUUGGUCUGGUGUCAGAACAAGUUCUCUUUGUAGUUUCGUAUUGGGAAUGCAAGACUUUUGUUAGGAAAGCCUGUGGUGCAUCAUCAGUUAAAUCAUAUUUUCAUAUUUGUCUCAUAUCCUUGAAGAAUAAAGAACAUUAAAUGGUGCAGAGUACGCAAUGUUUGAAGAUCAAAUUAUGCCCAAUGCAUUUGUAAAGGUUUGUACAGCAUUGUACAGUUGUUUAAUAAUUUUUGUUGUUGUGUUUUUUUUUUUAUGGUUAUUACUGGAUUUAAAGCGGUUUAUAUUAAAUGGUCCCAAAAAUUGAA
Molecule: messenger RNA, 3499 nt
Organism: Sinocyclocheilus rhinocerous
Lineage: Eukaryota; Metazoa; Chordata; Actinopteri; Cypriniformes; Cyprinidae
Product: SUMO-specific isopeptidase USPL1-like
Exons: 8
Coding region: 481-3159 (892 amino acids)
Biological process (GO): Cajal body organization; protein desumoylation
Cellular component (GO): Cajal body
Molecular function (GO): SUMO binding
Source: RefSeq, a predicted model, not a curated record